Cydia strobilella is the source of this 1905-nucleotide messenger RNA. RefSeq names its product amiloride-sensitive sodium channel subunit gamma-like. Gene Ontology annotation, cellular component: plasma membrane. Gene Ontology annotation, biological process: sodium ion transmembrane transport. Gene Ontology annotation, molecular function: ligand-gated sodium channel activity. The transcript is spliced from 16 exons. The coding region runs from base 1 to 1905 and encodes 634 amino acids. NCBI's taxonomy places the organism in Eukaryota, Metazoa, Arthropoda, Insecta, Lepidoptera, Tortricidae. The record is from RefSeq and is a predicted model, not a curated record.
AUGUUAAUAGCUCCUGAGAUGUACGUUUUCAACGCAGACAACAAAGUAUCCAAGAUUACCAACUUCAUAACUAUGUCGGAGUCCAAAUACUAUAAUGUUGACAUUGAUUUAUUUGUCAUUGAGUCAUCGGCGGAUGUCAAGGCGCUUUCUCUGAAGAAGAGGAAAUGUUCUCUAAACAGCAGGACCUUCUUGAGACGUCGCCAUCCGCUCCUGUCCUGUGCCUCGGGCUCCGCGUCCCUCCAACUCAGUCCUGCUGCCCGCAGCUCAGCGUCGACAGUGCUGCCAUGUGAGCACCGGCCGGCCACGUCGCCUGCUCCCGUGCGGCUUCCACUUGUAGACUCGACCUGCCAGGUGAACCAGGUGCCUUUCCCCUGCAUCAGCAUCUGUAACAUGAACAUGGUCUCCGUUAGAGAGACUGCCAAUAUCGCUGAACUUUUGAAGAAACACAACCGAACAGAAAAAGAGAUCGGUAAGUUCCUUGAAGACUUACCGAAACUGAAACACAAUAUAACGCCGUACGCGCACAACGCCACGGAUAUAAUGAACAUCCUAAAGGGAUAUUUCUAUACCAUGGACACCAUUAUGGAAGAGGUUAUUCAAAAAUGCGAAAACCUCUUGUUGUACUGCGAGUUUAAUAGAAAGGCAAAGCAGUGUACGGAUAUUUUUACUCUGAUAAAAACGGGGGAGGGCCACUGCUGCGCCUUUAACUACGCCGCCUUAAACGACGCAUCUGAACUUUCACUCCUGCCUCACGAUGACACCCUGGAGUAUUACGACGGCGACGAAGAAUCUGACCACGUGUCGGGCACCAUUAUCGCCACGUCAGAGUCUGGCAGUUCUCUCCUGCCUCACGAUGACACCCUGGAGUAUUACGACGGCGACGAAGAAUCUGACCACGUGUCGGGCACCAUUAUAGCCACGUCAGAGUCUGGCAGGACAUCGGGCCUUACCGUCGUGUUCAACGUCGAACCCGACGAUUAUCCCGGCUGGUCCCGUGCCAUCAACUACGGCGCGCUGAUUAUUAUAAAUGAUCCAAAUGACUUUCCAGAGACGUCUGCACGGGACACGUAUGUGACUCUAGGUACAUCCGUGGACAUAAAGGUGGAGCCAACAGUGUACCAGAGCGAAGCAGAUGUACGACGUGUAUCGCCCGCGCACCGCGCCUGCUGGUUCCAUGAUGAGGUGGAGCUGGAACAUACGGACCGCUACAGCUACGAGACCUGCGUCACCGAGUGCGUGAUGGCUAACUUCAUCGCCGAAUGUGGCUGCACGCCCUACAAGUACCCCCGAGGUUACCACUUAAGUUACUUCUACAUCCAACACAUGGCUGAUACUGUGCUAGACGAGACCUGCGUCACCGAACGAGACCUGCGUCACCGAGUGAUGGCUAACUUCAUCGCCGAAUGUGGCUGCACGCCCUACAAGUACCCCCGAAGUUACCACUUAAGUUCCUUCUACAUCCAACACACGGCUGAUACUGUACUAGACGAGACUUGCGUCAUCGUAUGGGAAUUGAAAAUAAACGGCAAAAGAAUACCCUGCGACCCGCCUUGCUAUGUGGAGUGCCGCGAUAAAGGCUACGCUAUAAGUAAAAACACCCUACCGUUCUAUGCUUCGGAACACCGUAAACUCAACACGAAAAGUGUAAACGUAGACCACCUCGCGUCAAUCAAAGUAUAUUUUGGAAAGUCUUCGUGCAGCUGCUACAAGCUUUCGUUGCUCAUGGACGCCAACUACUUCAUCGCAACUUACGGAGGCGUACUCGGCUUAAGUUUUGGAGCAUCGCUAGUAACUGCAGCAGAAGUAGUAUAUUUAUUAGUUAUUAUGAUCUCUGAAAAAAUAUAUCUCAUUAGAAAAAGCGGAAAACUGGGAAGAUUAGCCAAAGUUUCGCCCAAACGCACAUAA